CGGACAAUUUCGAAGGGGGAGGAGGAUUUUAUAUGCUGGUCUGCACAGUUGUUGAGUGGGUGCCACAUUCCCAGGUGGCAUGUGGUGACAGGUUCAUCUGGGCACGCCUGUUGUCAAAAACAAACGGACCCCCUACAUAGCGAGGGUCAAGGUCAAUGCUAGAACCGUCCCUCCCAGAUGGGACCCUCAAAAGUCAGGCACACAUCCCGGGGGACUUCAGAGGAACCUGGACCUUGGACUGACUGUGCACAUCAUCGAGGCUCUCCAGCAGAGGGCAGUGUAAGACCGAGAGCAUCUCCCAGUAUUGGUGUUGAAGCCCCGUCAGGUCCUCGAGCAGCCUGCGCUGUCAGGAUCACGCCUCUGAAAACCAUGAAAGGCUCUCCUGACCUGAUUCCUGCCGCAGAUCUGGACCCCAGCAGAGUGUGCAAAGGGAAAGGAGUCGUGACCCUAAGGGCCACUCUCGUCCACAUCGAUGAUGAGGGCUGCAUCAGUGAAGAGCCAAGCGUCAUCACAGCGCCAAGUGGCUGGACAGGCCAGAUUAAUGGAGACAGCUCUAAAGCAGGACUGGCCGAGGGAGGCAGCAACAUCACAGCUGAUUUACCCCCUGUAAACAACGCUCGGUGCCAGGCCAGUUCGCCUGAAAGCAUAAAAGAAAAUCAGGCCCCAUCGUCCACUGACAUCCAGAACUGUAUCACAUCGUCCUCCAGCUCUGUCUAUCCCUGCACUAGCACAGUUAACCCCACCAUAGUCCUGCUGCAACACAACAGAGAGCAGCAAAAGCAUCUUUCUCAUUUGGAAGAGCCAACCCCAGAAAGGGACAAAACCCCUGAUCCUGGCAGAGACUCAAUAAGUCGAAUUCCUGACAUGGACGGGAAGAGGCUGCGACUGUCGCUGCACUCCCCCGUCUUCAGUCCUGUCAACAAGCCCACUGUGCCUGUCCGGAACACGGAAAAGUCCAAAGACUGGUAUAAGUCCAUGUUCAAACAGAUACACAGAAUACCAGAGCCUAUUGAGGAAAACCCUUACCGCCCCACCUACAUUUUCCCUGAGAACAUUGACAGUCAGAUGAAAUCAAAAGAUGAUGGUCCCACCCCCUUUGGUUACUUGGAAGAUGUGAAAGUGGUCCCGCGCUCAAAAAGCGAUGCCGAGGUCGAUGCAAGAGGCCGGUCGAUGCCGGUGCCAACACGUUCCUCUUCCCUCAAGCCCAUAGCCAAAAGGAAUGAGUGGGAGCCCCCGGAUAAAAAGGUAGACACCAGGAAGUACCGCGCUGAGCCCAAGAGCAUCUUUGAAUACGAGCCGGGGAAAUCGUCAGUGCUGAAGCUGGAGAGAACGACUCAGGAUGUAAGUCCAGAAGAUGUAGAUUUAGAGAAUGAGCCUUGGUAUAAAUUCUUUUCAGAGAUGGAGUUUGACAAAGCGAGUGCCCCCUCUUUCAGCCCCCUGGAAACAGCCUCCGACCUGCAGCAGUACUCCUCGAGCAAGUCUGGACACAGCGAGGUGGAGAAGGACAGCGGAUCAUCCACAGGCGAGCCUUCGGCUCCAGAAUGCGACCGCCAUGUUUACAAGAGUGUCCUGGAGGGCGGCGACAUUCCCUUACAAGGUCUACGGGCCCUAAACAAGCGCCAAGGCAGCCCUUCCUCCUCUAAAGUGGAUUAUAAAGGUGGGAAUGGCUAUAUAAUUUCACCCUGCUCCUCUGUAAAUAGUCGAUCGGUUCUUGCCAGUAAUGCAAUAGGUUACCAGUGUAAGAGUAAGAAGUCUCUUUCUGCUGCCAAAGCCUGCAUACCUCAAAUCCUGCCUUCUAAGUUCAAGCCUAAGCUGCUGCCGCCCAGUGGUGACAGUCAGGAGAGCAGGGCUAAAACUGUCAGGCACCCAAAGGCCCACAGCUGUGAAGAUCUGUACACAGGGCCACGUGACACAGACUUUGCUGGAGCAGAGGAACGGGAGAGUGGGCAAUAUUCGGACUCUAAAUACAGCUGUGGCAGCGAGUGCGUGGAUGGCCUCAGGAAUGUUUCCCCUGCAAUUAGGAGGAGCACAUCUGAGUUUACCAGCCUGUACAGGACCAUGCAUCACAUCCAGCGGCCCAGCUCAGUCGGCUGCAGCCCCCACGGCAGCGUCCGCAGCCUGGCCUCCCUUUUUGAGAAGGAAAAGGCCGAUGGGGGUGAAAGGUCAGAGGCAGACGAAGGGGGUAACAUUCCACAGGAUGCGGUGUCGUCAAGGGUCAGCGAGUUUGAAAUGAUCAUCAAGCGGUCGAACUCAGUGCCCAGCCGCUCCUCCUCCCUGCCCACCCUGCACUCCAGCCGUAGCCAUAGCCCCGACCACGUCCCCGCCCACCGCUACAUGACGUCCGCAGUGUCAGCGGAGUCACUUUUGGUAGCUGACGCCACCCAGACAGACGCCUGCUCCCCAGUAGAGGCAGAGGCCAAGAGCUCUGGGGAGGAGGCCCUGCCACCGAACAGUGUGACGGUGGAGGAGGCUACUUCCUCCUCAGAGGACGAACACAACAUCAGGACUGAGUCCCCAUCUAAUACUGAGGUGGAGGUUGAGCAGAUUUUCAGUAAAAGUUCCCAAGAACUGACCCACCAAAGUGUCUCUGAAUCAAAGAGUCCUUUAUCACUGCUGACAGCAUCCCCUCUGCAACACAACCACCACCACCACCACCUCCUACACCACCUGAACCAUCAGCUCCUCCUCAAGCCCAGCAAAUGCAAAGGCUCCUGCCCAGCUUCCUACACACGGUUCACCACCAUCCUCAGGCACGAGAGGCAGCAGGCCACGACCCAACAGGAGAGGCCGCCACCUUCGGAGAAGAAGACCACGCUUCCUGGAAACCUCUUCCUCAUGGGCCCUGCUCCCUUCAGGCCACGGAAGAACCUGCAGUCCAACCAGACUCGGAGAACCCUGCGCGCCACCAAGGUGACGAUGGUGACCCAGAGGCCCUGCAGCAUGUCCCCUGAGCCCAGGCCUCUGAUCCCUCAGCGCCUGUCCUCCCUGGAGGUCUUGGAGAGGCUGACUAACGGGGAAGGCGGCAACACUGACCACCUGAGUAACGGGCAGGGCUUGGACGCCAACGGGAACCUACUGCAGCCGCUGGCAGCUCACCUCAGAGACUCGUCCCCAGCUCACGGGGAGAGCCCGGAUGAAGUGUUGCGAAGGCGUCAUGGGGACAAAGAGAAAAUCUUGGAGGAGCAGCGGCGGUUGAAGCGGGAACAGGAAGAAGCUGACACGGCGGCGAGGCGACACACAGGCAUUGUCCCAACACGCCACCAGUUCAUCACCAACGAGCGCUUCGGAGACCUGCUCAACAUCACAGAUAACACAGAGAAAAGGAAAUCGGGCAUAGAGAGAACUCCAGCCAUGGCUCGCUUUGACUUCAGAGCGGAAAGUCUUAAGGAAUUACCGUUUCAAAAGGGAGACAUCGUGUACAUCAUUCGACAGGUGGAUCAAAACUGGUAUGAAGGAGAACAUCAUGGAAGAGUUGGUAUCUUCCCCCGAAGUUACGUCGAGCUCCUUCCGCCUACAGAAAAAGCCCAGCCAAAGAAAAGUGUCCCAGUACAAGUCCUGGAAUACGGAGAGGCUGUCGCCCGCUUCAACUUCAACGGGGACACAGUUGUGGAAAUGUCCUUCAGAAAGGGAGAAAGGAUCACGCUUAUCCGUAGAGUUGAUGAGAACUGGUAUGAAGGCAAAAUCUCAGGCACCAACCGCCAAGGCAUCUUCCCCGUCACCUACGUUGAAGUGAACAAAAGACCCCGCAUCAAAAACGGGGUGGAGUAUCAAGACCCUCCUGUCAGCCAGUCGCCACAGCGCAGCACCAACGCGUCUCCUCAGCUGUAUCGUAAUCGCCUGACCACCUCCCCCCUACCCCUCCCUCGCUCCCCCCGCCGCUCCGUGUCCCCCGAGGUCCACGCUGUCUCCUCUGAGUGGAUCUCCCUGACUGUGGGAGGAGGGAGUCCUCCUGCCGCGCCCACCCCUCCCUUGCCACCGCUGCCCACUGUGUCCUACCGCUGUGGCGAGUACCUACCCCCGCCUUUCUCUGCCAGCCCCGUGCCUCCCAUAAGCGGCAGUCCGUACGGUGUCUCCCCCAUGGCCUCCCCAUCUGCUUCACCGCUGCCCCCGCCUUACCCACCCAGGCCCAACUCCACCACUCCCUUCCUCACGUUCACCCCACCUCACGGGGAGGACUUCCUGCUCUCCCCUCCCUCCCUAUAUUUGUCACGAAGCAUGAGUCCCUGCAGCGGGCCAGUGCUGGAGGGCUGGCUGAGGGGGGAGAAGGAGUUGACAGAGGGGGAAGGCACAGAGAGGGACGGGGGCCACGCAGCCCCAGGCAGCAGGCAAAAUAGCCCUGCAGAGUUUAUGAAGGAUGAGGAUGACCAUCAUGGGCGGAGCUCCAGGAGCCCUGUGAUGCUGUUUGACGUCCAGGACAACAACAACGUUAACUCAUUUGCGGAGGCAGUGUGUAAUGAGAUCUUGAAUAUGGCCGAGACCUCGGUGAGGUACUGCAGCGCCCUGUCCCGCCACCCUCAUGACUCUGUCCAUAGACUGCACCCCCACCCCAGUAAACAAUCUCUCAUCAUUUCCCAGCAACCCCACUCCCACAGCAGCAGUCCAGAGCCAGGUCGCCUCAACUGUGGAAUUUUCCAGGCUUUGUACAGUUAUGUGCCGCAGAAUGAGGAUGAGCUGGAGCUGCGGGAAGGAGAUCUCGUCAGUGUCAUGGAGAAGUGCGAUGACGGCUGGUUUGUCGGUACCUCAAAGAGGACAAAACAGUUUGGGACUUUCCCUGGGAACUACGUGAAGGAGGCAAAACUGUAAAGAUAUCUAAUGUGGCUGUAACACAUGGUUGCCUGUCCAGCUUGGGAAGUCAAUACUAUCACGCACGGCUGUUGAUUAGAAUAGUCAUUUAGCCAGCCGAAUCUGUUUUGUCUGGGCAAAGUGAUCGGUUCGGCUUGAGGCAUGUCAAACUGCGCGAGGCGAAGACGGAGACAGCUCACUGCCCAAAACCUCAGUAUGUUGUACACACCUUGAUCACAUUUUACACACAUCUUGACAGAAUACGUCCAUUAUCACAUGUGGAAGGUCUCUGUAAAAAAAAAAAAUCUCCCACAAACUAGCUUUUAUUGUACAGAUGAUUGCUUCCAUUUUGUCCCUGUAAUUCUACAGUACACGAGUGUUUACGUAGCACCUCAGUCGGGAGGCCGGCAGCAGAGCAGUGUUAAUGGAUCGAAAGAGGAGAUCUUAUUACAUGAAGUGGACUUUGGAGGAGUCAGAAUGUAUUUUUUUUUGUGUUGUGGGGUUGGAGCUGUUUUUCACGAGUUACCUUUCAGGACAGGUGUGUCUAGCUAAGUACAAUGCGAACCGUGCAUCCCAUGAUAUUAAACAACGCUUUGAUUUAACUUCUAAAAGAAAACCUGCAGUGUUUGGAUCAACUUACCAUAGGUGUGUACUCCUGGACUCAUUCACGUCCAACAGACAAAUUGCCAGACUUGAGCAAAUGACGUCAAUUCAGUUUAAGUACUUUAUGUACAAAGGCUCUUUAGAAACUGGUCUGAUGUAAAUGUUUUUCUGUCUCUUGCAUUUUCUGAAUCACCUUGAAGUCAGUAUUGGCUUUUUUACAAGAGAAACACAGCUUUCACAAAUCCGUGUAACCAAAUAGCUUUCGAUACCAGUUCAGUAUUGCCUUCAUUUUCUGUCUAACGGUUGUUAUACAACAGUCAUUACGGUCAUGUGCAUGACGAGAAACACUAAAAUGUUGAUGUGUGCUUCUCUUUUUCUGUUACCACAUCAAACUCAAAUACAGAACCAGCGGACUGUGCCGCAUGUCUCGGUAGUGAAGAGAAACUGUAAACGCACAUCCUAUAUUUUCAGAAAUCUAUUUAUUUGUCCUGAUAUAUUUACUGUUGGAAUCAGAGUAAACUGUGUUUGCUGGCGGCUGAUGCCUGUAAGGUAACUGGUGGUAGACACCUGCUCCAGCUCGACCACAGGACAGGCGUGGUAGCACUUAACUUCCUGUUUAGACAUUUCGGGAGAGCUCACCUAACAAGAUACUAGAAGAUGACACAAAAAGCUAUUUGAUGUUUUAAAUGAAACCCAGCAAGGUGUCUCAAAGAAAUAAUCGUACUUAUUGUUAAAAGCGUAUUGAGAUUCUUACCAUGCCCUUACUGACAAGAUUGUGUGUUCUAGCCAUGUAAAUGUGUACAGCAAACUAUGAAGAGGCCUUUCUCUCCGAAUAUGGCUACAUAUUUUCAUAUGUCAUGACCACAAGUUGGGUAAUACAGUUAGUGGAAUAUAUUCAAAUAAUAAGGUCAGCGUUAAUACAGCAUGCACUGUAAAAUCAACAAGAGAUCGACAAAUUCAGUUGGAGCAUGAACUUUAAGCUAACGCCUCAAUUUUUGCAUUAUAGAAAGCAGAAGUGGAAACAGGGUUUACCAGUCUGCUCUUUGAGAUUCAGCAGCUCCCCUGGUUUGAAUACUGAUAUCAGGGCAUCAGAGAUAUCUCCCCCAGCACCAUCGGAUCCUGUAACACACACUGUCAGAAUAGCGUGCACAGGUAUUGUUUUCCUCUGCUCGUGUUUUCAUCAAAUUCCUCCUUGUCAACAACUUCUGCGACGUGCUCAUCAAUCCUGUCAAAUAGUUCUUGCAAAUCCUUCUCCGUGCUUGUCAUGACCUGCAUGGAGCUGCACCAUGGGUGUAGUGUGUAGAGCAAUUGCUACUAAAAAAAAAAAAAAUGAAGUCUUUUAAAGACAGUUUAGUUAGUGCCUGUAUAAGCAAGUAGCUGAAAAAUCUGAUCUUCCCAGUUCACACAUUUCCAAUCAAGUGGUGCCAGACUAUCAGUGGGCCGACCUCCUAGUAUUGGUCUUUAUGAUUCCCUGUGUUCACACAAUCUGAGACCUAAUGUGAAGUAAAGAAAGAUAAAAUGGUAACACUCACUAGAUCUAAAAGUGUAUGUUCACUGUAUAUCUAAACAAUGACCUGACUGGAACACAGUCUGUAGCUGUAUGUGGCUAAGGCAUACGUGAUUUAUGAAGUUUAAUAACCGAUGAAGUGCAUUCAUUCAGCAAAAUUCAGUAGCAGUCGAUGUUUCGUCCUCUCUGACGUUUUGCCGUUGAGACAAAAUCGGUCUUUUGUCUUCCUGUGAAGAUCACCACUGGCAAUUCUGCCAACAUCAGCAGGGGAAUAUUGUCUCGGCAAGAUAAAACACAGUGUCAUACGCUGCGUUGUGGGUUUGCUUGUAUAGCACUGAUAUAAUGUUCAGGUGUUUUGUUACACCACAAAAGCAUUUUUCCCUCCACUGCUGGCUAAACAUUUUGUUUCCUGUGACUCCAGCUCCUCAUGAAUGUGCUGAUAGGUCGGGAGUCUGUCGACCUGUAGGCUUGUUCGGAGUAUUUUUUCAUCCCUGACGAAACAUCACAUACACUAGACCAUGUGGUGACAAAUAAACAAUCACUCAUUAAGCCACAGCAUAACUCACUAGAGAUCAUUUUUGCAAUACACACAAAAAAAAUACAUCACAGGAUGUAUGAAUGUAUGAUUUAUAUGAAUGUGGCGUUGACUGUGUACACGUAAAAUAUAAAAUGUCUGACUUUUCAUCUUGAAUGAACACACAGUUGACGAUUGAGCAGCGCGGCACAAGACGAACUGUAAAUAUGUAAGAUAAAGAAAAUAGACUGCGGGCGACCUGGGCGUCAGACUGAGCUCUCGGUUUCUCGCAGUGGUUUAUUUACCUGUAGGGUUUCUGGCAAAGCACAGAGUGGAGCAUUACUGAGCACAGGAAGUUUGACUCAUAUGAAUAUUACGCUGCCAUUUGUGACGAUCAUAAUGCCUUAUGUUAGAUGCUAAAUUGUGCCUCAUUUUCAUUAAUUGUUUUGUUUUUUUGCUGUUGUUUUUUGGAGUAUCACUGAAAUGUAUCCAUGACAUUUAAUGUAACCAUGGUUUUCCCCGUUAGUCCUGACCUCUGUGACUGGAGCACAUUUACUGAGAACUUGUCAGUAACUGUGCAAGUACCUAGAGGUGUGACACGAUGCUUCGACUUAAUGAUUAACAAAUCAUAAGGAUGGACUAGUUUAAUGACACGCACAACCUGCAACAGGUUUGAUUUGUUUGCUUCAAUUUGCAGUGCUGUUACAUUGACAAUAUUAAAAUAAAACAUCCUAUACACUGCUGUGACUUCGGUAUUAUGCAAUAUUUAAUAAACCAUUUAAACCAU
This is a messenger RNA of Scophthalmus maximus (turbot), 8193 nucleotides long. RefSeq names its product sorbin and SH3 domain-containing protein 1. Gene Ontology annotation, biological process: cell-substrate adhesion. Bases 178 to 4803 code for a protein of 1541 amino acids. Gene Ontology annotation, cellular component: cell-substrate junction; nucleus; cytoplasm. Gene Ontology annotation, molecular function: protein binding. The transcript has 28 exons. Lineage: Eukaryota; Metazoa; Chordata; Actinopteri; Pleuronectiformes; Scophthalmidae. The record is from RefSeq and is a predicted model, not a curated record.